Messenger RNA from Trichomycterus rosablanca, 605 nucleotides. RefSeq names its product cytochrome c oxidase assembly protein COX14 homolog. NCBI's taxonomy places the organism in Eukaryota, Metazoa, Chordata, Actinopteri, Siluriformes, Trichomycteridae. The transcript has 2 exons. Bases 118 to 300 code for a protein of 60 amino acids. The record is from RefSeq and is a predicted model, not a curated record.
GAGACACAGUCGUAUUCUAUCGUACAUGCAUAACAUCAGGUUGACAUUGAACUACCGUGUGUGUUGAGUUUAAUGCUUUUUAGGAGUUAAAGUGGAUUAAAACAGGGAGAUUCACCCAUGUUGACUUCGAAGCGCCUGGCGGACGUGGGUUACCGUCUGUUCUCCGGCUCCAUGAUGCUGCUCACCGUGUACGGAGGAUACCUGUGCGCCGUGCGCGGCUAUCGCUACGUGGAGAGACAGAAGCAGCUCCAGCUGGCUGCACAGGAGCAGAACAUAGACUCUGAAAUCGUCAAGGACUGAGCUGAGCUGGUGUGCUUUGGGAGAAAGGUGUGGCCGAACGUCAGGCGGUUGUGAUGUUCAUGUCACUGUAUGGAUGAUGUACACGAUUGAUGCACUGACUGUAAAACAGUGUUUGGAACAAGAUUGUCAUGUUUGUUAUGAAUAUUAAAUGUUAUAUCAAGUACCAAUAAUUGUGCACUUGUUUUAUCUGACUUGGUUUGACCAGCACAAUGAAUUGACCAAAAAGUGCUUUUCUAAAUUCACCUCUUAUUUUCCAGAAAGCGCUGUCUGACAGUCUUAUUAAUAAAUGAGGCAUUGAUAAUUAU